Sphenostylis stenocarpa is the source of this 3333-nucleotide messenger RNA. The record is from the annotation of a GenBank genome assembly. Lineage: Eukaryota; Viridiplantae; Streptophyta; Magnoliopsida; Fabales; Fabaceae.
AUGGAAUACCCUUUUUCUUCCAAGGAGAGAGAUAUUGGGGAUUGGCAAUCUUCUGGAACUCAGUUGGUGGGAUCAGCAUCAUUAGAGGACAGAAUGAGCAAUUUAAUAUCAGAGGAUAUGCCCAAUAGCUUCUCUGAGCUCAUGAACUUUGAUAGUUAUGCUGGUUUGUGCAACAACCCAUCCAUAUCGGAUCAGAUUUUGGCUAAUCAGCUUCCGUCAUUUGGCUCAUUAUCAUAUUCGUCGCCUGAUGGAUUCGAUCUCAUCCAACAGAACAGUGGGCAAUGCUAUAUGUCAGGAGUUGGCAGAAAUAACAAUGAUAUGGAAAGUUCCGCCAUUUAUGGGGAGAAAGUUGUGUGUCAGCAAAUGGACACCCUACUUGGUUUCUUAAAUGAUGCAAAUGAAGCAAAUAAUUUAAAUUCUAAGCUAAAAAUUAACGGCUCUUCUCAACAUCUGAAUAACUCUGAUGCAGGCAAUUAUAUAAUGUCCAGGCCACCUUCUUUGUCACUUGAUGACAGAAUGCUGAGGGCUUUAUCCUUCUUUAAGGAAUCAGCUGGAGGGGGAAUAUUGGCACAAGUUUGGGUACCCAUAAAGGAUGGUAAUCAAUUCAUCUUAAGCACAAGUGAACAACCUUAUUUGCUAGAUCAAAUGCUUGCAGGGUAUCGUGAAGUGUCCAGGACAUUUAAAUUUUCCGCAGAAGGAAAAUCUGGUUGUUUCCAAGGACUUCCUGGUCGUGUAUUUACCUCCAAAGUUCCUGAGUGGACAUCAAAUGUUGGUUACUACAGUAUGAGUGAGUACUUAAGGUUCGAGCAUGCAAUUAAUCAUCAGGUUCGUGGAUCAAUUGCAUUUCCCAUAUUUGAUGUGCACUCGGAACAGUCAUGCUGUGCUGUACUGGAACUUGUCACUACAAAGGAAAAGCCAGAUUUCAACAGAGAGUUAGAAAUUGUUUGCCGUGCACUCCAGCUUGUAAAUUUGAGGACCACCAAGCCUCUCCGAUAUCUUCCCCAGUGUCUUUCAAACAACAAAAAAGCUACUUUGACUGAAAUAGUUGAUGUGUUACGAUCUGUCUGUCAUGCACAUAGAUUACCACUGGCACUGACAUGGAUUCCCUGUUUUUACACUGAGGGAUCAAGAGGUGAAGCUACAAGGAUGCAAAUUAAAGGGGGUCAUUCAAGUACUAGUGGAAAAAGCAUACUCUGCAUUGAAGAAUCUGCUUGCUAUAUAACUGAUAGAGCAUUGGCAGGAUUUGUCCGUGCAUGCACAGAACAUCAUCUUGAGGAAGGGAAAGGUAUAGCUGGGAAAGCUCUUCAAUCAAAUCAUCCUUUCUUCUAUCCUGAUGUGAAGACAUAUGAUAUUAGUGAAUACCCACUUGUCCAUCAUGCACGCAAAUAUAAUUUGAAUGCUGCAGUUGCUAUUAGGCUAAGGAGUACUUAUACUGAUGAUGAUGAUUACAUAUUGGAAUUCUUUCUGCCUGUCAAUAUGAGAGGGAGUUCAGAGCAACAACUUUUAUUAGACAACCUCUCAGGUACCAUGCAGAGAAUUUGUAGUAGUUUGAGAACAGUUUCAGAUGCGGAAUUAUCAAGAAUAGAAAGCUCACAAGUAAGGUUUGGAAAGAAAAAUGCCCCCUGCUUUUUUCCUUUGUCAAGUCAAAACUCUGAAGUAUCAUUAAUAAAUGGUGUGUAUCAAUCUGUCCCGAAUAUGUCAUUGAAGUCAACUAAUGUAAGAGACAAUGAAAUUGAUUCUUCUGCUAACCAGGGAAGAAAUGGAACAAAAAGACAGGUCCAUAAAAAUAGAAGUACAUCAGAGAAGAAUGUUAGCUUGAGUGUUCUCCAACAAUACUUUUCUGGUAGCCUGAAGGAUGCUGCAAAAAAAAUUGGUGUUUGCCCAACAACACUGAAAAGGAUAUGUAGGCAACAUGGAAUUUCAAGGUGGCCAUCCCGUAAGAUUAAAAAAGUGAGUCGAUCACUGAAGAAGAUACAGACUUUGCUCGACUCUGUCCGGGGAGUGGAAGGAGGGCUGAAGUUUGAUCCCUCUAUGGGGGCAUUUGUGGUAGCAAGGUCAACCAUCCAGGAAAUUGAUGCAUAUAAAAGUCUUCAGUUUUCUGAGAAAAGUAUUAUAAAAGACCCUUCACCUGUUACACAAGAAGCAGUCCUAGUACCAUCUGCACCUUGUAGUGAAAGUGAGAAAUUUUCAAUUAAGUUGGAGGGAAAAUUGAAGAAAAUGAAUGUUUUUUCAGUUGAUUGUAGUGAAGAUUCAAAAUCAAUUGCAAUAGAUAAUGGGUCGUGCCAGAUGGAAAGCCUUUGCACCAAGGUGCAAGAUUGUCCUGAACAAGCUUGUUUGGGUUCUGUUCUUGCAAAAGAACAGGAUAAACGGAUUCUCAACAAGAGUGGUUUUGGAAUAGAAAAUUUAAAAUGCAAUAUUCUUGGCCACAGUUCCAAUUCCUUGAUUGACAAUGAGAUAGACAUUGGUGUAGAUGGGGAUAAUGGGGUUGUUGAACCUAACCAACCUACUUCCUCAAGCUUGACAGACUCAUCUAUUGGUUCUGGUUCAAUGAUGCAUAGUAGUUCAUUAGGUUCUCAGAGCUUCGAGAACCAGAUUCAGUCCAAAGUCAAAUCAGCCAUUGUUGAUAGUGGGUCAAAACUAAUUGUCAAAGCUAUCUAUAGAGAAGACACCAUUCGUUUCAAAUUUGACCCGUCUGCUGGUUGUUUGAGGUUAUAUGAAGAAGUUGCAGCAAGAUUCAAACUACAAACUGGUUCAUUCCAGCUCAAAUAUUUAGAUGAUGAAGAGGAAUGGGUGAUGUUGGUGAAUGACGCUGAUUUGCAAGAAUGUCUAGAAAUAUUGGAUGAUAUUGGCACAUAUUGCGUCAGGUUUCUUGUUCGUGACGUGCCUUCUGUUUUAAGCAGUUCUGGCAAGUGCUGGAGUUUAAAUGGGAUUGCCUUUUUAACAUACUUUUUCAUUGGAUGCUCUAGCGGUUCUUUUAAAGUACUUAAAAAAGACCAAACUUCAAUGAUACUUCAGAUUACAGAUUAUGAAGAAUCGAUGAUUGCACCUGGAACAAUGUCUGAAUUAGCAUUUAAUAAAUAUAAGCGAUGGCAGUGGUGGUUUCUUGUGGCACUUAGCACGGCCUAUCUUAUCAAGGUCAAUCUGCUGGUGUUAUCCUUGGCAGGUUUUACUACGCUCAGGGUGGAAAUAGCCAAUGAUGGCUACUCUAGUUUAAACUGCUGCCUUCCCGAUCUUAUUCAUGAUAUUGUAUACAAUUCCUUCACCUUCAGACGCUUCAACUCUGUUUCACCUUCCAUUAUUGUUUUGAUAUAUAUGUUGUUCUACGUGUCUUGA